CUAACGAUAUAAACCAAACCAAACCAAACCCCACACAACACAACAACACUUCUCUCGAAAACAACGACAACGAGAUGGGUCUCCAUCCAAUCGCCGACGCCGACGAACGCAACCCUUUUGGCUCCCUCUCCGCCGACGAAUUCUACGCGAAGCAUUCCGUCUCUCACUCCUCCGCCUUCAUCACCAACCCUCGCGGCCUCAAGCUCUUCACCCAGUGGUGGUCCCCACUCCCUCCAACUCCCCCCGUCGGCAUCGUCGCCGUCGUUCACGGCUUCACCGGCGAAUCCAGCUGGUUCCUCCAGCUCACGUCCAUCCUCUUCGCUAAAUCCGGCUUCAUCACCUGCGCGAUCGACCACCAGGGGCACGGAUUCUCCGACGGCCUCGUCGCUCACAUCCCCGACAUCAACCCCGUCGUCGACGACUGCAUCUCCUUCUUCGACGACUUCCGUAGCCGUCAGGAGACGCCGGAUCUCCCCUGUUUUCUCUACUCCGAGUCCUUAGGCGGCGCGAUCGCUCUCUACGUCUCGCUCCGCCAGAGAGGCGCGUGGGACGGGCUCGUCCUCAACGGCGCCAUGUGUGGGAUCAGCAGGAAGUUCAAGCCGCCGUGGCCGUUGGAGCAUUUGCUCUUCGUCGUGGCUAAUCUCAUCCCUACGUGGCGCGUAAUCCCCACGCGCGGCUCCAUCCCUGAUGUUUCGUUUAAGGAGCCGUGGAAGAGGAAGCUUGCGCUGGCUAGUCCUAGGAGGACGGUGGCGAGGCCACGCGCCGCCACGGCGUACGAGCUGAUUCGAAUUUGCAAUGAGUUGCAGGAGAAGUUCGAGGAAGUGGAUGUUCCGCUUCUGAUCGUGCACGGCGGAGGGGACGUUGUUUGUGAUCCGGCGUGUGUGGAGGAGCUUCAUCGGCGAGCAGCGAGCGAGGAUAAGACGAUCAAGAUCUACCCCGAGAUGUGGCAUCAGAUGGUUGGGGAAUCCGAGGAGAACGUUGAUUUGGUUUACGGUGAUAUACUGAAUUGGCUGAAGAGCCGAGCGGAAAGCGCUGCGGAGAGGAAACGGGAGGGACGCGCCGCCGUUGACGGUGGAGCUUAGUGUCAUUUGACUCCUUCGGGGUUAUGUUGUUGUCCAAUAGAGAAGCGCCAUCUGGCGAGUGCGGUUUAUUGCAUUGUUUUGUAGCAAAUGGUUUACGGUUAACAAUGGUCCAAUACACAUUUGGGCAUUAUUAAUCAUAAAAAUUCGUUUACAAAAAUGAAAAAUAAAUUGGGAAAACUAAUAACUAUG
Messenger RNA from Brassica oleracea var. oleracea, 1271 nucleotides. RefSeq names its product caffeoylshikimate esterase. NCBI's taxonomy places the organism in Eukaryota, Viridiplantae, Streptophyta, Magnoliopsida, Brassicales, Brassicaceae. The transcript has 2 exons. Gene Ontology annotation, cellular component: membrane. The coding region runs from base 75 to 1082 and encodes 335 amino acids. Gene Ontology annotation, molecular function: lipase activity. The record is from RefSeq and is a predicted model, not a curated record.